Messenger RNA from Neltuma alba, 2502 nucleotides. RefSeq names its product CSC1-like protein At1g69450. The transcript is spliced from 11 exons. The record is from RefSeq and is a predicted model, not a curated record. Gene Ontology annotation, cellular component: plasma membrane. Bases 170 to 2308 code for a protein of 712 amino acids. Gene Ontology annotation, molecular function: calcium-activated cation channel activity. Lineage: Eukaryota; Viridiplantae; Streptophyta; Magnoliopsida; Fabales; Fabaceae.
CCCAGUGAUUUUUGCUGUUUUGCUUCGGCUUUGAGACUUACUCAUUUGAAACUUAUGCUCAUCGGCAGAGGGAUGAGAAAUCCGAAAAACUACCUGCUUCUACUUUUCUUAAUUAACUAAGCGGGUAUCUAGCUCAUAAUUUCAUUGGUCCAUUUAGUUCCUUGAAGAUAUGAUUGUCUCUGCUCUUCUCACUUCUCUUGGGAUAAACACAGCUCUGUGCGUGUUAUUCUUCACAUUGUACUCUGUACUGAAAAAACAACCCUGUAAUUAUGAAGUUUAUAUGCCACGCUUGCUAGCCGAAGGAACCUCUAGGCGGAGAAGUCAUUUCAACUUAGAAAGACUGGUACCUUCAACUGGGUGGGUUGCAAAAGCCUGGAGGCUUUCUGAAGAUGAGAUAUUGUCGUCAUCAGGAUUAGACGGGGUGGUAUAUAUGCGUCUUAUAACCUUCAGUUUGAAAAUAUUUUCUUUUGCUGGGUUUAUCGGGAUCCUUGUGCUUCUUCCAGUAAAUGUCUCAGGAGAUGCACUAGUAGGAUUUGAUUUUACCAAUGUGACGAGUAGCUCCUUGGACAUUUUCACCAUAUCAAAUGUGAAAAAUGGCUCUAACUGGCUGUGGAUCCACUUCUCGGCGGUGUACUUUGUUACUGUAUUCAUAUGCUUCAUGCUUUAUAAAGAAUAUAAAUACAUAUCUGCAAGAAGGAUUUCUUAUUUUUACUCAUCCCCACCUCAACCACACCAAUUCACCAUCUUAGUUCGCAGUAUUCCUACUUCAUCCAGUUGUAGUGUCAGUGAGAGUGUCGAGAGCUUCUUCAAAGAGCUUUACCCUGCUACAUAUUUAUCGCAUGUGGUUGUUCGUCGCACAAGCAAAAUUCAAAGUCUCCUGAAUGAAGCAAAAAACUUAGGUAAAAGACUUGGUCAACUACAAUCAGAUCCCUCUCAGCAACAGCACAGGCAAGGUGGUUUCUUUGGACUUUUUAAACGCAAAAUUAAUCUUAGGGAUCACUAUGAGAAGAGGUUGGAGGACAUUGAAGAGAAUGUAAGACUGAAGCAAUCAGAGGCUUCAUUGGCAGGAGAAGAGACUCGAGCUGCCUUUGUGGCCUUCAAGUCCCGUUAUGCUGCUGCAGCUGCUGUCCGUCUGCAUCCAGCAGUCAAUCCCAUUGAAUGGAAUACAGAGCAAGCUCCAGAACCCCAUGAUGUCUACUGGCCCUUUUUCUCUGAAUCAUUUAUGCGAAGAUGGAUUUCCAAGUUGGUAGUUAUAGUUGUCUUCAUCGUUUUCACAAUAUUGUUCCUUAUACCUGUCUUAAUUGUGCAAGGCCUUACCAACCUGAGCCAGCUGGAAGUUUUGUUUCCCUUCUUGAAAAGUAUUCUCACCAUAACAUUUAUCAGUCAAGUAAUUACAGGAUACCUUCCCAGUCUCAUUCUUCUAUUGUUUCUGCAAACGGUGCCUCCUGUCAUGGAGUUUCUUUCCUCCAUUCAAGGGUACAUCUCACACAGUAAUAUAGAAAAGAGUGCAUGUAAUAAAGUCCUGUGGUUCACAGUAUGGAAUGUGUUUUUUGCGACUGUGUUUUCUGGAUCAGUUCUAUAUCAAAUGUCCAUUUUCCUUGACCCCAAGGCCAUUCCUCAAAAACUAGCGGUAGCAGUUCCAGCACAGGCAUCAUUUUUCAUUGCUUAUGUCGUGACAUCAGGAUGGACAAGCACAUCAUCAGAACUUUUCCGGAUGUUUCCUUUAAUUUGGAGUUUGAUUAAAAGGCCUUUCGCAUCGGAAGAUGACGAAUUUGAAGUUCCAUCCUUUCCUUACCACAAAGAUAUUCCAAGAGUACUUAUGUUUGGACUUCUUGGAAUUACAUAUUUCUUCUUAGCCCCACUAAUUCUACCAUUCCUCUUGAUCUACCUCUGUCUUGCAUACAUAGUAUUUAGGAACCAGUUCAUAAAUGUAUAUGCACCCAAGUAUGAAACAGCAGGGAAAUUCUGGCCUAUUGUGCACAAUUCCAUGAUCUUUUCUCUUGUACUCAUGCACAUCAUUGCAGUGGGAAUUUUUGCGCUGAAAAAACUCUCUACAGCAUCCUCCUUGAUGAUUCCUUUGCCUAUCAUUACUCUUCUCUUUAAUGAGUACUGCCGAAAACGGUUUCUUCCCAUGUUUGUUGCAUACUCUGCAGAGACUCUGAUCAAGAAAGACAGAGAAGACCCAAAUGAUGCUACAAUGGAUGAGUUUUAUGACAAAUUAAUCAUUGCUUAUAGGGACCCUGCUUUGCAGCCAAUUCAGUCACCUUCAGACACCAGCACUCUUCGGACUCCCCUUAUAUCUUCUUGAAUUUAUAUGAGGCACAAUUUUUUUACCAUGCCUGAGAAGGUUUCUUCCUUUUUUUUUUCUUUUGGGUUUUUUGUCAGUAUGCCUGAGAAGUUAUUUGUUUGCUGUUUUACUGUAUAUGGCUGUAGAAUACGUUUUUUUGGUAGUGAAAGAACGUUAGUGUGGAUUGUUUAUUCAAAAAUUACUGGUCUGAAUAC